UAAUUCACUGGCAUGUUCUCUGGCAUAAGCACCCCCAUCCUUCCUUCCCCCAUUCCAACUGUUGUGCUGCAGCAGAAUCUGGUCUGAGUCUGGGCAGAGUCCCUCUUGAAAAGCAGUCCUCCAGCUUCUUUUACAGCAAGAGUCUGGUGAAAGUGAUUCUUGCCUUCCCCUCGCACACAAAGGCAAGGGGCUCUUUAAAGGGACCUUCCUGCUCCUCCUUGCAGCCGCAAACGGUGUGGGUACGGAUUCAAUGACCCAGGCUUUUGCCUGAAAAUGAGUGGGGAGGGGUCUUGAGGAGCUCCCAGGACCUCCCGGAGUGGGCCAGGGAGGGAGCAGACAGCCUGAGUGGAUGGGGAGCACCGGUCCCUGGGGAGCGGCUUGCCAUUAGCUGCUUCUCGGGAUGCUCCACGCGCCAGUAGAGCAUCCUGCCUGUGGUCCAGAGGGUGCUGGCGGCGCAUCUUGCGGUAUGCCUGCGUGGAUUUGAGCCAUCGCCCAGAGGCGAGCCCGCAUUCAGACACGGCGGACGGGCUUCUGGCAGGGCUGCGUGCAGUCAGCACGAAUGCUUAGCUCCAGGCGUCUGCCCAAGCCUCCCGACUACACGGAUUUGGCUGUUUAAUCAAGCGAGAUUACUGCCUGGGAAGAUUUGCGAGCCUGAUCCGCGCUCCAGCUGCCGUGACAACUUAAGGGCUGGCUGUUUACUUCUGCUGGUGUCUGGGACCCUGUCCUGCACCGCGGACACUCCUGCCACUUUCCCGGACUCGGAAGUCAGCCGCGAGGACUCCUCUGCCGGCAUUCCGAGGAAGAGGGAGCGAGGAGGGGUUAAAAGACGAGCAGACCCUCCCAACUGCUCGAUCUCUCCUGACUGCCUGUGUUCUGGGGUUCUGAGAGGGACCGCGCGGUGCCCGGGGAAGCAAUGCAAGUCUCCAUAGCCUGCACCGAGCAUAAUUUGAAGAGUCGGAAUGGUGAGGACAGACUUCUGAGCAAGCAGAGCUCCACCGCCCCCAAUGUGGUGAACGCAGCCCGGGCCAAAUUCCGCACGGUUGCUAUCAUCGCUCGCAGCCUGGGCACCUUCACCCCUCAGCAUCACAUCUCUCUCAAAGAGUCCACUGCAAAGCAGACUGGCAUGAAAUAUAGGAACCUUGGAAAAUCAGGACUCAGAGUUUCUUGCUUGGGUCUUGGAACAUGGGUGACAUUUGGAGGUCAAAUUUCAGAUGAGGUUGCUGAGCGGCUGAUGACGAUCGCGUAUGAGAGCGGAGUGAAUCUCUUUGAUACGGCCGAGGUCUAUGCCGCUGGAAAGGCUGAAGUGAUUCUGGGGAGCAUCAUCAAGAAGAAAGGCUGGAGGAGGUCCAGCCUGGUCAUAACAACCAAACUCUACUGGGGUGGAAAAGCUGAAACAGAAAGAGGGUUGUCAAGAAAACAUAUUAUUGAAGGACUGAAGGGCUCCCUCCAGAGGCUGCAGCUUGAGUAUGUGGAUGUUGUUUUUGCAAAUCGACCAGACAGUAACACCCCCAUGGAAGAAAUUGUUCGCGCCAUGACACAUGUGAUAAACCAAGGAAUGGCCAUGUACUGGGGAACUUCUCGCUGGAGUGCCAUGGAGAUCAUGGAAGCCUACUCAGUAGCAAGACAAUUCAAUAUGAUCCCACCAGUCUGUGAACAAGCUGAAUACCAUCUUUUCCAGAGAGAGAAAGUAGAGGUUCAGCUACCAGAGCUCUACCAUAAAAUAGGAGUUGGAGCAAUGACAUGGUCUCCACUGGCUUGUGGCAUCAUCUCAGGAAAAUAUGGAAACGGGGUGCCUGAAAGUUCUAGGGCUUCGCUGAAGUGCUACCAGUGGUUGAAGGAAAGAAUUGUGAGUGAAGAAGGGAGAAAACAGCAGAACAAGCUGAAAGACCUCUCCCCGAUCGCAGAGCGUCUGGGAUGCACGCUGCCUCAGCUGGCCGUGGCAUGGUGCCUGAGAAACGAGGGUGUGAGUUCCGUUCUCCUGGGAUCAUCCACUCCUGAGCAGCUCAUUGAAAACCUCGGUGCCAUUCAGGUUCUCCCAAAGAUGACAUCACACGUGGUAAACGAGAUUGAUAACAUAUUGCGCAACAAGCCCUACAGCAAAAAGGACUAUAGAUCGUAAGGCAGUGCAUGGGCUACAAGGAGCUGCCUGGGUGAAACAGCGGUCUGUACAGGUACAGGAUGGUGUUACUAGCCAGUGUUUUGAAUCACUUAGCAGCCCACCGCUCAACCUCUAGUGUCCCUGGAUUCUGAGGUGUCUGCUGUCGCCACCACUGUGCACCUAAAAUUAUGAACAUACCUGAAAACUCACAAACAGGAAAAUCCAUAUUCUAUUUUCUUACCUUGGACUGGAGUCACCUACAUUGCUCUGUACACCUCAUGUUUAGGCAAAGUUAAGUAUCUGGCAGGGAAAAGACAUAUUACCUUCAGGCACGGAUAUGUUACAAAAUCCACAGAUUCAGUGUGGAUUGCAUCAGAAAGAGGAGGCUCUGUUCACUCAGAAGUCUUGCUUGAGAGAAUCAGAUGAAACAGUUUUACUGUAUUUUUUUUUCUAUUUGCACAUUCACGUUGUUUCAUAAAUUACUAUCUGCUUUCAUUACCUUUUAGCGUUGCUUGGCCUCAGAAAUGGCCCUGUAUAGCAGGUUCUCCAAAGUGUCUGUUAGGAUUCUAACAUGUUCAUUUACAUGGAGAGAUGGUAAGAGGAUGAAGACCCCCGUCUUUAACUAGAGAUAGUUUGGUUAAUUUAUGAAAGCAAGAAUUACACUAAGACAGAAGCUUUGCUUUGAAUAAAAUGUACCUGCAAUGAAGUACUCAUUUUUUUCUACAUUUUACUAAAACCUGCUUUAUACUUUUUGACUGCUUGUAGGCACAGCUUCUGCAAGUUUAAAUAUUUGAGCUUUAAAAAUAAAUACACACAUGCUCACUUUUGUAGGUAAACCUGUAAAAACAUCCAGAAAGGCAAAUGUUUGCUGUUUAAUUAGCACUGGGAUUUUACAGCAUAAUGCUUGGUGUUUUUAACAUGAAAUUAAAUCAUGGGCUUUGUGAAAAUGCUGUCACUACUCAACAUAUGCUGGGUAAAGUAACACACCCAAAGAAAAGCAAAUGCUAAAGAACUUCCCGACUCCAUAAUCACACUAUGUGCAUUAAAUUAUAUGCAUGAAA
This is a messenger RNA of Cervus elaphus (red deer), 3159 nucleotides long. It is a transcript of the gene KCNAB1, whose product is annotated as potassium voltage-gated channel subfamily A regulatory beta subunit 1. Gene Ontology annotation, biological process: potassium ion transport; negative regulation of delayed rectifier potassium channel activity; transmembrane transport. Gene Ontology annotation, molecular function: potassium channel regulator activity; transmembrane transporter binding; voltage-gated potassium channel activity. The record is from RefSeq and is a predicted model, not a curated record. Gene Ontology annotation, cellular component: juxtaparanode region of axon; membrane; cytoplasm. NCBI's taxonomy places the organism in Eukaryota, Metazoa, Chordata, Mammalia, Artiodactyla, Cervidae. Bases 914 to 2119 code for a protein of 401 amino acids. The transcript has 14 exons.